This is a messenger RNA of Esox lucius (northern pike), 2499 nucleotides long. Its product is annotated as protocadherin gamma-A11-like. NCBI's taxonomy places the organism in Eukaryota, Metazoa, Chordata, Actinopteri, Esociformes, Esocidae. The record is from RefSeq and is a predicted model, not a curated record. Gene Ontology annotation, molecular function: calcium ion binding. Gene Ontology annotation, biological process: homophilic cell-cell adhesion. Gene Ontology annotation, cellular component: plasma membrane. The transcript is spliced from 2 exons. The coding region runs from base 70 to 2499 and encodes 809 amino acids.
UUUGGGGUCAUGUUUGGUAUUUUAAGUCCAUGAGACUUCUGGUUGGGGUAUUGCCUUUUUUGACUAAGGAUGGAGUGCAAAAUAUUAUCGGUAAUGAGCCUGGCCGUCGGCCUUGCUUUUUCAUUUCUCUCGUUACACCCUGCUUAUGGAGAUGUAAGCUAUUCUUUUCCGGAGGAGAUGAAACAAGGAUCUGUAAUCGGAAAUAUAGCCAAGGAUCUCGGACUGGAGGUGAACAGAUUUUUCGCUCGUAAGGCACGUAUUGCUACCGACGGGGGCCGUAAAGGUUAUUGUGAUAUUAAUCUGAAUACCGGAGAUUUGGUUGUGGCUGAAAGGAUUGACAGGGAAGUGCUUUGUGGAGAAAAGCCAUCGUGUGCUCUUAAAUUCGAGUUCGUUUUAGAGAAUCCAUUAGAAUUGCAUCUUAUCACAAUUCAAAUCCAGGAUAUAAAUGACAAUGCACCUAUUUUUCAGAAGGAUUCCAUUAACUUGGAUAUCAUAGAAUCUGCUGAAAAAGGAGCUCGUUUUCGCGUGAACGCUGCGCGUGACGCGGAUAUUGGACACAAUGCUGUCCAAAGCUACACACUACAAAGAAAUUCACAUUUUGUAUUUAGUGUUCAAACCAGUACUGCUGGCAGUAAAUACGGUGAGUUAGUUUUAGACAAAAAGCUAGACCGUGAAGAACAGCAAGAUAUAGCAUUGCUUCUCACUGCUUUAGAUGGAGGCACUCCACAGAGAUCCGGUACUGUAGUCAUUCACGUCAAAGUCCUCGAUGCUAACGAUAAUGCCCCUGUGUUUAGCCAGGCGGUCUAUCAAGCCAGUCUGCCUGAAAACUCUCCUUUAAAUACUCUAGUUGUGACAGUGAGUGCUACCGAUGCAGAUGAAGGCGUGAAUGGAGAGGUGGAAUAUGAAUUUGGUCUCAUGUCGGAUAAAGCAAGGGAACUUUUUUCAAUUAAUCGCAAAACUGGGGAUAUUAUAUUAACCGGGAUAUUAGACUAUGAAGAGGAAUCCAAGUAUGACAUGUUUGUAGAGGGGAGAGAUGGCAACGGUCUCUCCACAGACACUAAAGUGAUCAUAGAAAUAACGGACAUAAAUGACAACGCCCCUACGAUACAUGUCCAGUCUCUGACUAGUCACAUACCUGAGAACGCGUCACCAGGUACAGAGGUGGGCAUCAUUAACGUGCAGGAUAGAGACUCUGAGAAUAAUCGACGGGUCCGCUGCUCCAUUCCGGAAAACGUGCCUUUCCUUUUGGUGCCAUCCAUCAAAAACUACUAUUCUCUGAUGACAGUGGUCGAACUGGACCGCGAACUAGUGUCUGAUUACAACAUUACAAUCACUGCCACCGACGAGGGCUCUCCUCCUCUAUCCUCAUUUAAAACGAUUCAAUUAUCUGUAUCUGACGUCAACGACAACCCACCUGUGUUUGAGGAACAAUUCUAUAGCGCAUACCUGACUGAAAAUAACAAACCGGGUUCCUCUGUGUGUUCAGUUACUGCUCGAGACCUAGACUGGAGACAGAACGGCACAGUGAUUUAUUCACUUUUACCAGGUGACGUGAACGGUGUCUCGGUGUCUUCUUUGUUAUCGGUUAACGGAGACACAGGGGUGAUCCACGCUGUGAGGUCGUUUGAUUAUGAACAGUUCAGGAGCUUUAAAGUCCACGUGCAGGCCAGAGACAACGGUUCUCCUCCACUCAGCAGCAACGUCACCGUGAGUGUGUCCAUAACGGAUUUCAAUGACAACUCUCCUCAGAUACUUUACCCCGCCCCGGAAAAGAACUCCUUCAUGACCGAGCUUGUCCCCAAAGGUGCGAACGCGGGCUCUUUGGUUUCCAAGGUGAUAGCCGUGGACGCGGAUUCCGGUCAGAACGCUUGGCUGUCCUAUCAUAUAGUUAAAUCUACUGAUCCGGGACUUUUCACUAUUGGUCUGCACAGCGGAGAGAUCAGGACCCGGCGGGACAUUUCUGAAUCUGACAACAUGAAACAGAACCUUAUCGUAGCAGUGAAAGAUAACGGACAGCCCUCUCUUUCUGCAACAUGUGCCAUGUUUUUACUUAUUUCUGAUAACUUGGCUGAAGUUCCAGAACUGAAAGAUCUAUCUUCUGAUGAGAGUAAUUCCAAACUCACGUUUUAUCUAAUUAUUGCUCUAGUGUCCGUAUCCACCUUUUUCCUCACCUUCAUUAUUGUUAUCGUGGCGGUGAGGUUUUGCUGCAGGAGAAAACCCAGACUUUUGUUUGACGGAGCUGUUGCAAUUCCCAGCGCUUAUCUACCUAGCAAUUACGCAGAAGUAAAUGGCUCAGGAACUCUCCGCAGCACUUACAAUUAUGAUACAUACUUGACGACGGGUUCGCACACAAGUGACUUUAAGUUCGUCAGUUCUUACAACGACAACACCUUUCCCACAGACCAGACCCUGAAGAAAACUCCCACAGAUUUUGCUGAGGAUUUUCAUGCCUCUGAUGAUUCUCCAGAGUUCUACUCGUUGGGUUUGCGCUUUUCCUAG